AUGCAAGUCAACCAUAUUUACCAGUGUCAAGAAGGAGUCUGCGAGGAGGAGGGCGGGACACACUGCCUCACCGAAGACCUUCGGGGCGAGGAUUGCUUCGCUAUAUCAGGAUAUUUUUGGAAAGAAAAAACCUUGAAGUACACGUCUUCCGAGCUCAGCCUGGCCAACGUGACCUUUUUCAGCAGAGAAUUUACGGUUGAAGCCACAUCCUGGAAACAACAAGGCAACACAUCGGUGCUCCACCUCAAGCCAGUGGCCGGGAUUCCCAUCUACAUGCUCAAGCUCGAGGAUGCCAGUCAAAACAAGAGCGGGAACUGCAGCUCUCUGGUCCUGACGGGUGGCACGGAGGAGCCAUUUGACACAAUUGUCUUCACGGCACACUGGCACCAACAAGUCUUCCCGGGCUGCACCUACAGGGUCUGGUUCAGGCCGAGGACCGAAUGUCAAACAGAUAUGAUCGGCGCCAAGGACAAGGAACUGCCGAGGCUUCAGUACGUACAAGCGAGCAAAGAAGAAAUACUGGUCGAGGAGCCUAGGACCGGAAAACUCUUUGUGGCGUCAGCGGCGACGGCGGGCUUGUUGACCUCAUUGGCUAUGGUGCUGUUGUUUGCCGUCAUUCAUCACGCCUGGAAGUCUCGACGAAUUCAAAGUUCAGUCCCGGACAGAAGUGAAGACACAGAUAGCAUAACACCUCAGUCAACUAGCGAAAACUUGCAACUAAUAUAUAAACCACGAAAGUCGCCGCCAGUGACGGUGCGCAAGGCGGCUCCCAGAACCGUCCUGCUGGUGUACACGCCAAACCUUCACCGUCAGAUGGCUGCCCUCGCCGCCCGCUUGAAAGAGAUGACGGAACUGCAGAUCGAGGACCUUCACGAUAUGAGGGACCAGGACAAGCUGAACGACCCGACGGUGUGGGUGACUCGACGCCUCAUGGACCCCAACACCCGCUUCGUGCUGGCCUGCUCUACCGUCCACCACGACAACAAAGAGCCCAGUCAAGAGCUUCAAGGAGGCGCCACCCACUUCCUCCUCGACGACUUCCUUCAGCACUUGCGUUCAUCCAGUCUUGCCUACGACUACACACGCCUCCAUCUGGUCAGCUUUGAAGAUGAGCCGCAAGUCGAGGUGAGGGAUGUGACGCCGGGCCGUGUGUACCAGCUUCCUGCCCACCUGCCUCAACUGGCCCAGAACCUUACCCUCGCCACACCCUCCACCACCACCAGCCCGUCGAACACAUCCUGUUAACCCAUAUGAUGCAAGACCCCCCAAUUAACCCUAUCCGAUCCCACGUUUUUAAAUAUUCGCGCUCGUAACACCUAGCCUCGUACUCAUUUAUCUGAACAACGAUAACGCUCAUGAACACUAAGUACUGGUAAAGAAUCAAUAGUGUAAAACAAUAGUGAAUAAUGAGCGAAAAGAAACUAGUGGAAAGUAAAAAAUAAAAAGUGUAUCGUUUUGAUCGAAGUGCCUGAAGGGAGGCCAGAUUUGUCCCCCCUCGGAUUGGGUAGGGUUAAGCAAUUCCUGAGCGAGUGACAGAGUACACCCAGGGCAAUGUAUGAGCCUGAAAAGCACUCCUCCCUUUACCUUGCACCUCAUCAUCAUCGUCAUCAUCAGCAUAAUCAGCCAUUACUAGUCCACUGCAGGAUAAAGCGCUACCUCAGGGGCCUCCAUCUUUCGGGGGAGGCUUCGUGGUGCAGUGGUUAGCACACUUGGCUCACAACCGAGAGAGCCCGGGUUCGAUUCCCGGGAGGAGUGGAAAAACUUGGGCUGCUUUUCCGAUACCUUACGCCCCAGUCCACCCAGCAGUGAAUGGGUACCAGGUAUUAAUCGGGGGGUUGUGUCCCGUCUCCUGGGAUCUGUUCCCUUCUCCUAUAAUUCCUUCCCCUCCUGUCUCUCUCCGGCAUAUGACCACAGAUGUUGCACCGACUAAACCAAACUUUCCAACUUUUUCCUCCAUCUUUCUGUCUAAAGUUAGGGGUACUCCCUCAACCUGACAAAUACUCUAAUUUCCUCUUCUCACCGAGUCAUCUGCCUGCAUCUGUUAUCAGUUUUAUGCAUGACGUGACCUGCCUUCGCCCAUUUCCUAUUCUAAUAUUCACUAAAAUAUCUUCAGCCUUUGUCUGUUUCUGUCUGUCUGUCUCGCUUCCUAUCUCUCCAUAUUAUACCCAGCAUUGUUCUAUCAAUAUAAGAAUAAGAAUGAGAGAAUGAGAACGAGAAUUAACGUUAUCAGGCAAAUGAGUGCCCGUGGGUUGAAUCGACUCGGUAACUUGCCCAGGUUUACACUCUUAUUUUAUAUGUUUGGACAAUAAUUGUGUUCAUUGUACUUCUGAUAGUACCCAAAGACCUCUACAUUCCAUUAUUGUUACCUAAUUCUGUGUUAAAGCCAUGGGAGAUGGAUUACAGAUGAUUUCCUUGAAAUUUUCACCAAGGAAUCAUUCGUAUUCUUUUGUCGCUCUUUUUCAAGCUCAGUUUUCUCGCCUCCUAUAUAAUGUUUCACCACAAAUAUUAUUUUGUCUUACCGAUGAAACGUUAUGCUGCCAUCCCCGCCUCUGUGGGCGCAACCAAAGGCAGAGCAAGCCGGCAUGAAGGCAAAAUGUUGAGGUGUGUGGGUGUCGCGCGUCCGGCCAGGCGGGCAAUGUUAAGGGCCAAGACUGCUUCACUCCUGUGACGUCAUGUCCUCUCCUUGUAUUCUUCCUCCAAGAGCAGCAGUGUAAACACCUUCCCGUGCUCUGAUUGGAGGGACAUUGGAACGCAUCGUGUGGAGGCAGCGGCGUGCCAGCCGUAGGAAUGUUGAGUGACAAAAUUUUCAACACUACCUUCCACCGCUGAUUGUGUAAUACUGACAGCAUGACACCAUGUCGGACUUGUUUGACUUAUUCUUUAUUGCAUGAAGGAAAUAUCUGCCAAGAGGCCGCACUGAUGCAUUCCUUUAACCACGGGACUGAGUGUUACAGGAUAUGUCGAUGAAUGCUCUUAGUUUGCCAUCAAUAAUCAUCAUAACAAGUGGUGGGAUUCAUUUUUUUAAGAACAUGUUCUCUCACUCCAGGACUUGCUAACAACAGGUUCUCUCACUAUCACAGUCUCAAAAGCAAACCAUUAUGCAGGUUGGCCCGAUAUAAGUGCAAAGAUUGACCUUUGGGUUGCCACAUGCUAGUCUAGCAAGUGAAAUUAUUGAUGUUAGUUAUUUUCCCAACUUUUAAAAAACAGUUCAAAUAAUGGUUAAAGCAAAAUUAAUACUGAGCAGACAGUAUAUGCUUGAUUGAUUGAUUGAUUGAUUGAUAGUUUAUUGUUGCAAGUAAAACAACAAAGGAGAAAAGAGGAACAUGCCAUCCCAACCCCCAGGCAGUACAGAGUGUGAUUAUACAACUAAGGAUACAUGUGUAAGUAGCACCAGGAAACUAAAAAGAUACAAUGGUAGGGGAUGACUAUUAAAAUGUUUGGGUAAUUGUAAAUGUUAUCCAUUAGACUAUUACCAGUUGUGAUAAUGCGUUGUGCUAAAUUUUUAUAACUGUUUGCAAUUAUAAAAUGUUUGUUUUUUCAAUUUUUUUAAAUUAGUUUAUUAGUAAUGCUUAUUUUUUAUAUAUUUUGCUGCAUAUUAUUAAGCAACCUUUACUUGUGAGUGGUAAUAUUAGCUUAUAAUAGAAAUGUGUUUGAAUACUGCAUUUACAUUACAUGUUGCCAUUUUGAAAAGGAAAAAUAAUAAGGAAAAUGCUUUAGCUUAAGUCUUUUAUUCAUGAUCUUUCAUUGUAAAAAUUUCCAAAUAGCCACUUAAUUGUCAACAUAAUCUUUAGCCUUUUUUGUAUUUUCACCCAUGUUGUCAUCAGCACUGUUUUUUCUAAGCCACUGUUAUUAUCAUGUAGGGUUAAAUCCAUGCACAUUCUACUUGCAAUACAUUGAUAGUUUAUUGUUGCAGGUAAACAACAAGGGAGAAGGGAGGAACAUGCCAUCCCAACCCCCAGGCAGGACAGAGUGUGAUUAUACAACUAUUAAUACAUGUGUAGGUAUUCGUCAUGUCAGCCUUAAUUGCCUCUUCCACUUUUUGUUCGUUUUGACCGCCUCCACCAAAACUUUAUACAGAACUCGGAAAAUCAAAGCAGAGAACAAUAGUGUCUUCCAUUUAGCGUAACCUGUUUUUGGGUCGUGAUCUGUAGAGUCCCUUAUAUAGCAUCUUCCAUUUAGCGUAACCUGUUUCUGGGUCGUGAUCUGUAGAGUCCCUUAUAUAGCAUCUUCCAUUUAGCGUAACCUGUUUUUGGGUCGUGAUCUGUAUAGUCCCUUAUAUAGCAUCUUCCAUUUAGCGUAACCUGUUUUUGGGUCGUGAUCUGUAGAGUCCCUUAUAUAGCAUCUUCCAUUUAGCGUAACCUGUUUUUGGGUCGUGAUCUG
Eriocheir sinensis (Chinese mitten crab) is the source of this 4380-nucleotide messenger RNA. RefSeq lists its product as uncharacterized. The transcript is spliced from 9 exons. Bases 1 to 1245 code for a protein of 414 amino acids. The record is from RefSeq and is a predicted model, not a curated record. Lineage: Eukaryota; Metazoa; Arthropoda; Malacostraca; Decapoda; Varunidae.